GGUCUUAUGACUCGGGCUGGAGCGGCGUUUCUUGGCUCUCACAGCGCUGUGGUCGGUGUCAUCAGUGCGCUGUCCCCAGGUCCAGGAGCCGUUUUUGCUGGUGUUGCUGCCCUUGUUGUCACCGCUGCCUCCAGCUCUGUGGGAUCAUGGUGUACUUCCGCCUGUCCCCGGUUUCAGGCUCCGGGCUCCUUCUGCUCUGCCUCGUUCCUGGGAGCUGACUGGUCUUAUGCAUUGGAACUUAAUUUGACAGAUUCAGCAAAUGCUACUUGCCUUUAUGCAAAGUGGCAGAUGAAUUUCACAAUAACCUAUGAAACUACAAACAAAACUUAUAGAACUGUAAACAUUUCAGAUCUUAGCACUGUGAGACAUGAGGGAAGCACUUGUGGAGAUGACCAGAAUGGUCCAAGAAUAGUGAUACACUUUGGAUCUGGAUUUUCCUGGAUUGUAAACUUUACCAAGAAUGCUCCUGAUUAUUUGAUUGACACCAUCUCAUUUUCCUACAACACUAAUGAUCACACGAUUUUUCCUGAUGCUGAACAUAAAGGAAAUAUUACCAUUGACAAACGUGUGGCAUUAAAAAUUCCAUUGAAUGACAUCUUUAGAUGCAAAAGUUUGUUAACUAUAGAAAAGAAUAAUGUCACUCAGCACUUUUGGAAUGUUCUUGUACAAGCAUUUGUCCAGAGUGGCACGGUGAGCACAAAAGAAUAUCUGUGUGAUGAAGACAAACAUUCCACCACAGUGGCACCCAUCAUUCACACCACUGUGCCAUCUCCUACUACAACACCCACUCCAACAGAAAAACCCAAAGUGGGAACCUAUUCGGUUAGUAAUGGCAGCAACACUUGUCUGCUGGCUACCAUGGGGCUGCAGCUGAACGUCACUCAGGAUAAGGUUUCUUCAAUUAUUAACAUUAACCCCAAUACAACAGGCGUCACUGGCAGCUGCCAUCCUCAGACUGCUCAACUUAGACUGAACAGCAGCAUCAUUAAGUAUCUUGACUUUGUCUUUGCUGUCAAAAACGAAAACCGAUUCUAUCUGAAGGAAGUGAAUGUCAGCAUGAAUUUGGUUAAUGGCUCUGUUUUCAGCAUUGCAAAUAACAACCUUAGCUACUGGGAUGCUCCUCUGGGAAGUUCUUAUAUGUGCAACAAAGAGCAGACUGUUUCAGUGUCUGGAACAUUUCAGAUAAAUACCUUUGAUUUAAGAGUUCAGCCUUUCAAUGUGAUGGAAGGAAAGUAUUCUACAGCCCAGGAAUGUUCGCUGGAUGAUGACACCAUUCUAAUACCAAUUAUAGUUGGUGCUGGUCUUUCAGGCUUGAUUAUCGUUAUAGUGAUUGCUUACCUAAUUGGCAGAAGAAAAAGUUAUGCUGGAUAUCAGACUCUGUAACACUAAUCCACUUGUGAUCUCUGUUAUCAAACAAUAAAGCAAGUACAAGUUCCAACCUGCAAUACUGUUCAAUUUAAAGUAUAUUUAGUUGUAGUCCUGCUUUUAGAAUGGGUGGUUUUGAGAGAUUUUUGAACUUAAACAAAAAAUCCUAUUAACUAUAAGUUAGCCAUGUGAUUUUGGUUUCCCCAGCCAAGGAAAAGUUAUUUCUAUAGUAAAGGACAUGCAAAAUCACCUGAAUUAUAGAUUCUACUUUACUGUUUUGAAUUAGUAUUUCAGUGUUUUCACUUAUCUGAGUAGAAAUAUACAGUUUAGGAAAAACAAUUUUUGAAAAGAUAUUUUUUCCCUGCAUGAGGUUGAGUUGGGACAACACAUUCUAUAGUGGAUUUGUACUUGCUCCUUUUGAUUUUUUUGUGAUUUUGUUUGCAGGUUAACUUAGCUACUUUGGCAUUGCUGCAUAUUUGACCUAUGAAAGAGAUGCUAGUAGAUUUUAACAGGGCCUAGUGUAUUAUGUUCUUACAAAUGAAUGCUUUUCUCAUGCUUUUUGGUUACAUUUGUAUUUAAUGUGGCUGUAAUGACAAAAGACACAAAGCUUUUUCAAUUUCAGAAUAGGUGUUAAUCUUAUCGUUUAAUCCUUUUUUAAAAACUGGACGUUUCAAUCUUUUAAAUUGCAAGACACAAGACUAUUCCAACUGGGCAUUUCAAUCUAUUUUUUAGGUGCUUUAGAGAUAAUUGCUAGGCAGUGCCAAUUGAGGGCAUUAGUCUUUUUGUACCCGUAAAUUGGCCUCUACACAUAGCACUAAAAUUAAUGCAGAUUUCUCUUUAACCUUCCAGUCUUUCUUGUUGGUGGUAAUAUAUUUUAUUCUUUUCUUUUUCUUAAAGAAGAAAUGCCAGUAUGUCCUAGAACCUAGAUAAAGUGCACUUACACUUAGAAAAUAACUUGUACUCAACCCAAAAGUCUUGGUCUUCCUUGGUUCAUUAAAAAGUUAUUCAUUUCCAGUUUGCAUUGAUUGCUACAUUUACUAAUUUGGCUUUCACAUUUAAAUGGUUCUGUGCUAAUCAAAACUUACAUUGUUAUUGUUCAUUAUGGUAGAAUCAUUAUUAAUUCAUGUACUUUGUAUUCAGUUUUGUGCUAGGAGAGAUGUACCAAUUGUCUGUUUACUGUGCACCACCUAAUGCUUAUGCAAGAAAGCAAACUAUUUCAGCAUGUAUAGUUAACACAUCAGGUAUUCCUUGCAGCUUCUACACACACACACACACACACACACACA
Messenger RNA from Sciurus carolinensis (gray squirrel), 2651 nucleotides. It is a transcript of the gene Lamp2, whose product is annotated as lysosomal associated membrane protein 2. The transcript is spliced from 9 exons. Lineage: Eukaryota; Metazoa; Chordata; Mammalia; Rodentia; Sciuridae. Gene Ontology annotation, cellular component: membrane. The record is from RefSeq and is a predicted model, not a curated record. Bases 7 to 1383 code for a protein of 458 amino acids.